AAUCAAAACAAACAGAAGAAGAAGCGAGAGGGCCGUUGCUAGGCGACAAUAAUAACGCACACAAGUGCCGGGAGUAGAUAAACGUCAAUGAAGAUACAGCUUACCCUCGAUAUUUUCCUUUUUUUACCGUAAUUUUUUGCCGUCAAGAAGUGUUCAAAUAUCUAGGUAAAGUUUUAGCUUUAAAUUCAGAAUGUUAAAGGCUAUAAUUUAAUGAAACACAUUUGGUUUUAGGCCAAUAUUUGCCCAAUUAGCUCAGCUUUGAGAUGUUAAAUCGUGAUAUUGUAUACGUUUUUGUGAGUUUAUUCAUGCUUUAUUAACACAAUAGACCGUUCCUGACCAGCACUCUGACCAGAUGUUGACCUCGAAAAUAUACGUGACUUGAACCCACAAGGUUUUUUUUGUUUGUUUGUUUUUUUAAGGGGAGAGUGGAGUAAGAUGACGAGCCAUUUUUCAUAUUUCAGAUCACUACAUCAAGGCGAUCAUAGUUUUGUCUCUAGCUAGUGUAUCUGUGCAUCCCUGCAAACCAACAGAAUGAGCGUAAACUUAAGUGUCUUGAUAAUAUAGCUUGCCAAAAAAAUGUGGUCUCCUAUGGUCAACUUACCCUGUGUAUGGGGUAAGUUGACCAUAGCUUAACUUUUUCCAAAGUUAGAGGAAAAAGGUUGUUAGACUUCAGGUGACAGAGAGAUCAGGAUAAUAAACUCUUUUGAAAAAACAACAUGAUCUUCAUUUUUGCUCACACAAAACGUCUUUUAAAUAGAUUUGCUUUUCUUCUACUCACUCAACACGUCGACUAUAGGUAUAUUUGACCAGCCUUGUCCAGUAUUUUUGUAAGCCCAUAUGCUAUAUGUCACAUGGUUCGCAUCUCAUGUCACCAUGUAAUACGAGAAAAGAGACAUUUUUUAUGGACACUGAAAACAUCACAUAUGUUCCUUCCAUGGUAUGCACAUACUGUACAUUCCUCUUUAUAUAUUGCAGUGUGACAGCAGGAAACUCAGAUUACAUUUUUCUUUUUCUUUCUUUACUCUGUUUGUUAUAUUUCAUUCAUUGGCGUUCAUGUUUCAAGCUUGAGUUAUUCAUGUAGCUGCUGCUGUUCAUUUUUGUCAGAUAUCACCUUCUACUUGGACUAAACUGCUGUGUAUUUUAAUUGCAGCUAUGCCUCUUCCAGACACGAUGUACUGUGCCCAGCAAAUCAACAUCCCUCCCGAGCUGCCAGACAUCCUCAAAAACUUCACCAAGGCAGCAAUCCGCACACAGCCGAAGGAUUUGCUGCAGUGGUCUGCGGCGUAAGUCCAAGUUGUCUGUGAGGAUUCUGGUAGACUGUAGGGGAUACAUGUGUUUGUGUUUCAUCUCAUUUUUGAUCUCUUAAAUUAAACCGUAAACUGUAUCUCCUGGCUGCAUUAGAGUGUGAAAAGAGAUGCCCUUUUCACCUGUGCGUCUCUCAUCUUUGCAUUGACUGACUGUUAUUGCAUCCCAGGGGCCUCCAUCUUGCCUCAGUGGUUUAACUAUCUGACUUUGGUAAACACAGAAAAAGCAUUUGAUGAAGUUAUCAUACACACCGAUUUUUUAGUCCUCCCAAAGGCUGUCAUAUCAUCUGCUUUUUUACUGGCCAAUGUAGCCCGGUGGUGUUUAGAGCAACGGAUAAAGAAGCGAGCCAUGUGGUGAAAGAAAAACAUUUUAAAUGUCUCCUGUGUAACAAGAUGUUUAUAUGCUAUUAAAGUAACACCAGACGCUGUUGCCUUUCAGGAACGCUGAAAGCCACGCUGCUACUAAAUUUGAAUAUUAUUUAAACCUUGAAGGACGAUAAGCCACAGUUGGCCCUUUAGCUUGAAAACACAUCACUUAACUUCAGACAAAGCUAGAAAUCAUGAUGACUUUAUGCAACCAGUGGUCCUCAUGAGAAGUGAACUUAGACUGAUGCCAAUGCAUGCCUCAAUUACCGCAGUCUGCUUUUAUCUGUUUUUGAUUGGCAGGCUUGGAAAGCAGGGAGGAUGAGUGACAACCGAGUUAAAGCUAAGCACAAUUUGAUAAUAUAUGUAUGUAAAUGAUGUGCGUGUGCCUCUUGCAGAUACUUCAACGCACUGUCAGACGGAGAAUGUCUGCCCGUCAAGGACAGGCUGGAGAUGAAUAUUGCCACCCAAAAAACAGACACUGGGCUGACUCCAGGUCUACUGAAGACUCUGCAUAAACAGGUAUUUUCUGUACAGCAAGACCACAGCAGACAAAGUGGUUUACUUCAUAUAUUUAAGUUUUCAUUUAACCUUUAUGAUAACCAAUGUAUCAAACAUCCUCCAUUGAGCUUCAGUGUUUAAACUGGUUCUGUAAAGGCUACAUUCACUGACUGAUUACUGUAUCUGCUAUUCUAUGAGUGUAAUUAUUAGUUGCAUUAAGUUUAAUAUCCACAUUUGCUUACACUCGCUCUCUUUAAGUGUGCAUCUGCAUAUUACCAUGAAGCUGUCUCCCCACAUGGGUUAUAAAAAUUUUAUAUAAUCAUAAACCUAUUUUAUCUUACCUCAGGCACCAAUGUGGAUUCAUUAAAAGAGCUGAAAAAUUGAUGUGUCUUCAAAGGCCAAUAGUCUUAACCUUGGGAGGAAGCUGCUGUAUUUGUAUGGUUAUGUUAGUAAUGUUGUUUUGUGCUGUUUUAUUCACUGUUUGGCUUGAGAAGUGAAAAUCCCAAAUUCUGUCAGCACAAAUCAAACAAUUACACAGAUAAUUAGACGUACUCCUUCGUGUAGCUUACACAUCAGUAAACUCCCCCUCCUCAUGCUGUUUCUUAAAGAGAUUAUUUCCCAUGUGUUAAAGUUCAUGAUAAGGUGAGGAAAGCUUGCUGAUUAACAGAUCAUUAAUAUUUACAACUUACUGAUUCUGCACAUCUUAUGCUGCUUUUGCAACAAAUAAUGCUGAUUAAUUACUCAUUUGCAUUUUUAACAGUCAUCUUGUGAAUUAUAUAACUUUCUUUUCCAUCUCCCUCUGUUUUUUACAUCCCUCUCUUUUCCCAUCUGAUCUCAGCUAUCCCACAAGCAAACAUGCAGCAAAGAGGAGCUGCAGAAGAAAUGGAAGGGUCUCUGUCUACCCGUCGAACAGCUUGAGACCCUGCUGCUUCUGGGAAGCUUUGGCUCAGACAUCGACUGGUUGGAGUUCUUUGCCCUGGGCUGCAGUGCUCUGGGAGGGGUGAGAUGUUUCAUAAGGCUAGAUAAAAACACUAAUGCCACUUUAUACCACUUUCUUAGAGGUUUAAAACCUAUGGUUGGGCCUAGCACAGUUUGAGAUCUUCACGAAAAGCCGUUUUUGUUCAUAUUACAGUCUAGUCCUCCAGUAUUUAGACUUGAUCCCGACAUUCAUGAUCCAGACUUCUAACACGGUCCCAGGGCUAUGACUGGAUAAAUCCUCCUCUGACUACUUAAAUCUUUGGAAUGCAAUUGAGCCAAUGAUUUUGCUUCAAAGUUGCAGACAAAGCUGAAGACAGAUUAAAGUGAAAGUCUUCAAACAUGGUAAACUUUGCAGAUGAAUGAUGACUUAGAAUCUACAAAAAGCAAGUGCAGCUUAGCAUUAUGUGCUCAGUGUCAGUAGUGUGAACUGCUGCUGCUCUGUAUGAGGCUUUAAAGCACUCUGACCACAAGAGGGCAGUCAUGAUCUGUAUUGACUUGGCUGUUUUUUGCAACGUCUACUUGUGAUGCUCACAUGUCCUUGAUUGCUGUAUGAGUGGGUUUGUUUCUACUGACUGCUUCUUUGUGUCUCUCUACAAACUUUUCAGACCCUUCUAAGUUCUUUAAAGUUUGCCUGUGAGAUCCUGACAGAGGAUGAGGAGGGUGGUGCUGCAAGGAUCCCGUUCCCCACCUUUGUCAAACUCUACACCUACCUGGCUCACCUGGAUGGAGACAUGCCACAGGACCGCAUUGACAACUUCCUCAGCAGUCUGCAGGAUCAAGUGUAGGUGUUGUUUGUGUGCAUUUGCGCCGGAUCUGAGGUUUGCAGCUGUCAGUAUUCUUAUAGGAGUAUGCUUAUAGAAGUAAAGUCUACUUAUUUCUGAAAAAAGCAGAGUUGAUGUAGGUUGUGGAGAAGUGUCUGGAAUACUAUUUUUCCUCAUUUUUAUAAGUUCUCCUUAUAUUUAGCUCCAGUCAAACUUCGUAUAACCCCCUUUUUUUUUUACCCUGUUUGUCACUGAAGAUUAUUAGUCAUGUAGGGCACGGUAUCUUUAAGUGCAAUUGCCUUUUCAACACUGCAGAAACUACAUUGCCAACAGUUUUAAGCUGAAGGAAUGCUGUCUAUUCGUACUCUACAUCACAGACUUUGAUGUGCGGGAAAACUGCUCUAGCUCUGUUCGGUCCAAAACUCCUGCCUGUCAAUGUCUGUAUAGGCUUAAAAGCACAGAGCUAAGCCAGUUCUCCUAGCUUCAUAUGAUGUUAUAAGAUAGUGAUAUUCUCUAUGGUGCAAAUUCCUGUACUGCUGAGUAGAGCUGUUGCACUGAUGCACCGGUUUCUUCGCCCGACAGCAACAAGCAGAACGGCAUGAUUCAGGUUUCCAACUUCUAAACCAGCAGGAAGUGAGGGAAGGAGGCAUGCAAAGCAGGGGAAGACAGGAAGGAAAGGAAGUAACAAAAUGACCCUUCUUGAUUAAUAAAUUGGCCUGCUAAUGCUGUUUCAAUCGCAGAUGUUGGUUCAUUAACUAGAAAUUGGUCCUGUUAAUUGUUAGCAUCAGGCAUAGCCGGUUAUUAUUCGUCAUUGUCUGGCUAAACCAGGCUGCUGUUUUGAGGCAGGUUGGAAUCUUUUAAUGAGCAGCAAGAGAGGCACAAAGCUGCCUUCCACAACCUGUCAGGAGGAGUGUGUGCAUGCUUUUUAUUGCCUGUUCCCUUAUGUCUGGGUAAGCCAAAGUACAUUUAUCAUACACACAACCUAUCAGCCUACAGCUUCACCUCAUUUGGCCUCUCUGCGGGUGGAUUCAUUUCCCCCAGCAGACGAAAAAAGAGGAGCGGUAAGGUGAUAAGCUUUGAGGGCAAAAGAGCGGGAUUUUUAGGUUGUGUUAAACUCCUAAAGCCCUGCUGUGUUUAGUUCACUCCUCCGUGCAAUAUUGUAAAGAGGCAAGUACAAAUGCUCACUCAGACAGAAAGCACAAAAUCACACGCAGGGCCAAGAAAUCUUAGACGUGCACACAUACACAUGAAUUUAUCUUCCACUUAGUCCUGCUGUAACUUAUGCACACAACUUUACAUUUACUCAGCAGGAGUGUAAUCUGUAGUCACCAAGAGCCAAGAUAUGUCACCCUGUUUUUUUUCCAUCUAAACCUGUGUUUUUUUGUGAGUAUUUCAUCUGGCAGGGCAGGAAACAGGAUCAGAGGGAAUUCACAGUGCAGGCACUGUUGGAAGUAGGUUUUAAGGGUGGAGCAUACACACACACACACACACAAAUGCACAACCGCUCUUACACACUUAAGCUUACCGCUUGCAGGAUUGCAGCCAUGGCCAAGUCAAAGGGGAUUGAAGGACAGAUAGAACCUCUGAUAUCUUGAUAACCGCAGGAUCACCACCCGUAUGACACAGCAGAAAAGGAAUUUUGUCAGGGCUUAACACUGAGAUCUCUCUCUGAACUCCACAGUUGAACUUUAUUAUGUAAUAUGUUGAAAAAACCUUCAGCUUUGAUUUGAAUCUGUGAAGAACACUGUACUGAAUUACAGGGGAUGGAGACUGUGAUAAACAUCUUUCUACACAGGUGGAGUCCUAUCACAUAACAUAACAAUAGCUUACUUUCAUGAGGAUUAGAGGGAUACAGGUUACGUCUAAACUUGGAGUUAACAAUUCACAUAUGAAUUGUUAACAAGGAUUAAAACUGAUGGUUUAUAUUCCCUGUGUGGAGUUUGUAAUUAGUUUUGAAGCAGACUGAAUUUGAUACUGAAACCUCACAGGAGCUUAAAUAGAUGUUCAAAUAAAAACUCCUGCUGUCCCCUAAACGCUGGAACUCUAUCUGGAGUUUACCAGACAGUUUUUGAUCAGAACUUCCGAAAGUGAAACCCCAAAUCAACUUAAAUCCUAACUGUUUUAUACGGAAGUUGGAAAAUCAUCUACUAAACCAGAAAAAGAAACAGAAAUCAGUCAAACAGUGCACAGUUAUGUAACACAGAACCACAGUGUCUACAGGUAAACAGUGUAAGAUCGAUAUGUGCUGGCAUGUACUGGGAACUUGUUGCUCUGUUUCAGGGGUUGUAUGCCGGUUUAACCAGACACAACCAACAUACAACUUCACCUCCCUUCUGAGAUCAAAAUACCACCAAACUGGGAUGUGCUAUGAGAUGUGGUUCACUGGUUUAUCCAAGUAGUGGAGCAUUGUAGUAUUUUGCAGUUGCCAUCAACUGGAGCUGCAGCCUUGGCCUGUGGGGGUGACUGCGCUACAGUUUAGCCAUGAUAUAUGACUGGAGCAGUAGAAAUUCUAACAAUAAAUUUUACUGACUGGUGAUUCUGGUGCCAAUUCUAGACCAUUCUCUUCAUGAUAUUUACAAAAACCCAACUUAAAGAUCCUCUCUUGUGAAGUCAGACCCACUUCAAGUGUAUCAUUUUACUGUGGUAUUGACUACUCAACUAGAUGACAGUUGCCCACAGCACUGACAAGUGGUACAAGUAGUCAGCAAGGUAAUUAGUUGGUAAAACCCUACUGUAACCAUGCACCAUCUGCUGCUAACAUUCGGAUAUUCAACUACAACUGUAAGCACUGAAACUGGCCUAUAUACCUGAGAUACUGUUCACUACUUGUGCUUACACUUGGUAGGAGUUUUAGCUGAGAGAUAAAACUUUGCAUUUGUGUAGACCUAUACUCAAAUUUCUCAUGUACAUUGGAUCUGUCAGUACAGCUCCAGGGCUGUAAUGCUCCAUUGUUUUAUGAUACUGGGACUUGGGAGGGGCAUGAUGUCAUUGCAAAGAUGUCAGUGGUUUAGGAAUCUCUGCUCCAGGGUGGACCUUAUUGCACAACUGUAACUGUUUCUUCAAGCUUUGCUCAUAACAUGGCAUCUCCAGGGACACGACAAAUCUAGCAGAGCAGUGUGAAAGAGACAGAAGAAGAGAGAGUGGACACAAAGGCUCCAUUUUAACGUUCUGCUCUGUAGAUGUUGUGUAACAGACUUCAGGGUAAGGAUGAGGGAAAGAAUGAUUCAUACUCUAUUGUGAAGUAUCAGAACAUUAAAAUUUUAUUUUCACUGCUGCACUGUACAAUUUCAUCAACAAUAUUUAAAAGUGGUAUUUCAAAUUAUAAGACAAUUUUGGAUAUAUUUUCAGGCUUUGCUGUUUAGAUUCAUUUAUGAUAUUAAUUUUAAAUGCAAUUUUCAUGUAAGUCUGAAAGCUGUUAAGUUGUGUAUGUCAUUUACAGAUAUCAUUGUAUGGAUGUAUGUCAGAAAUUUCUAACAACAGACUAUAUUUUCCAGGGAGCUCCAACAUGGGAUGAUAAAACCUCUGGAUUUUAUCUAUCUGGAUAACACAGACUCCACUCCUCCUGAUUCUUCGAACUUUGCCAGAGCAACCUCGAGAGCUGAAUGAAGUACUGCCCAAGGUUUUUUGGUGAAAUUGUAAAGAUUUGUUUGGAAGCGGAAGGUGUAGCCUGCAUCUCAAAAUUCAAUGCCACCCCAUAAAAUAGUGUUGAACUUAAUGGUGUAGAUAAGAGCCAUACUUUCUGGAGAGAUAUUUACUUUCUAAAGAGAAGGUUACACAGAGUGAUGGUGCCCACAAAUGAUCAAGGUUGCUUAUAAAAGAUCCUUUCAAACAUGCAAAGAGCCUUUCAGCAUUAUUCCCUUUGAGCCUUGUUAUCUUUUUAACAGAAGAAUAAUCUAAUACCCUCUGUGGCACACACAGGCUUAUUUAAAAAGUAGAAUUAAUUUAGGUAGAGGUGUUUUCUCCUGAUUUGAACCGAGUCUGUUUCACUGUGGCCAGUAUCGCGCCACUAUUAGAGUGGGUGCAUGUUAAGACACCUCCACAGUACUUCUAUCACUCAGCCUCACUUUUACAAGGUUAUGUUUGACGCUCUACAAGAGGACUCAGACUUCUUACCUUGGGCAAUAUUCUGUGCUGUGUGAAAGGCCCCAUUUUUUAUGAGUUCAGAUUGUUUAUUCUAGUUUAUGGUUUUAUGUAUUUAUCAUGGAGAAAAGAAAACUUUUCUCCAGGGUCUACAAACAAACGCAUAAUUUGCUGAGAAUACAUGAAGUUAAUUUGUUCUCGCUUUAUUCGGGAGUUGUUCUUACACACAUGAACACACUUCACAAAUAGAGCUUAAUUAAAGACCACUGCUGGCUGAUUAAAAUGAGUGAAUAACCACUUGUGGACUAUUGAAUUUCUUCUACUCAACCGACAGCAACAUCUUUCUUUUUCUCUUCACUGAAGUGUUGUCCUUAGCUUCUGAAUACACAUCGCUGUUUGUCCCUGCCUCAUUAACUGAUUAAGCAAUAAAAUUAAGAGUUUUUAAUCAAGCUAUUAAUAAUCAAGAGUUUGCAGCGCGAAGGAAAAAUAACAGUUUCAGGCAAAUUUUUUCCAACACAAGAAGUCCUGUGAAAACCCUGACAUAAACACUUUCACUUUACCAGUCCGAGACAGUUCAGUACUUGUGUUGAGAGGAGACUCAUAGGGGGAUCUUUGUGUACUACUACUGCUUUGGUUUUACCUUAGAGGAGACUAGUGUGUGCAGGGGUGUUUUGGCCGUUUGUGGUUUAAGGUCGGUGAAGUGGGUUCAGGGUCAGAGCCAGGGGGUACAAGAGCAAGGGAAGGCCAUACUUUUGCUAAUGUUAUGAAUGUAUGUAGGAAUAUUACAUCUGUGUGAUUAAGGUGUUCAUGAUGAGACAGUAAACAACAACUUUCAGGAAGAUUUUAUAAGAGAGGGUCUUUACUAUGACUGUCAUCUUGGUAAUCCCUGAGAUAUGCUAAAGGCAGGAAUGGUUUUGGUUCAAUUUAUCAGUACAUUGUAGUAUUCAUGAAUGUGUAGCAAGCAGACAGUAUGCCUGCCUUAUGCAGCAGGUGAAGUACCUUUGCUGACAUAGCUUUAGUGUGCACAUUCCAAAAAUACUAUUUCCCCAAAUAGCCACAUUUUACAUCACAUAUUUUGCAGCGAGGAGAGAAACAGGUUCUGGGUUAAAAACAAUAAUUUAGUAGUGCCCUUACUGUCACAGGGUAGUAGUUGAAAUAGUCUUUCAAUUGAGAUGGAUUUGGAACAAGGUAUAAACCUGAUCAUUACAUGACACACAGACAGAAAGACACACAAACAUCUAGGUAAUUACACUCACCUGUCUGGAGGAUCAUGUCUCUGAGCUAAUGUGGUUGACUCUUUAAAUGAUAGUGUUGCUAAUGCUGUAAUCUCAGGUGAAUAUCUCUCUGAAAUGGAAUUCAUUUAUAUAAAAGAGAUCAUGGCAGUUCUGAAUUUCCCAGUGGUCAUAUCACAGUACCCUGCAAUAUUGAGGUGCAGCAUUGGGUGUGCAGUGUUGUACAUAUGACACAUGGAAAGGUCGUCUUGGCUCAAGUCCUUAUAUCAGCAGGCAUCUUCCCUCCUGGAGUAACCUUGAGUGAACCUCAACGUUUUCCCUCCAGCUGCCUUGGCCUCAGACCUCAAGUGAACCAGCUCAUGAAAAUCUUGUGAACCUGAGGGCUCUCAUACUCAAAUGUUUGACUGGCCCUCUCAAUCAGUAUGAAUGAUUGCUUAAAUUUUACUCCCCCACCAGCCCCGCUGAGAGCGUGAAAGAAAGCGUCUUACUGCUUAUUGCUGUCAUUUAAUAAGCCCUGGAUCCCCUGCUGUAUAAUAUGCAUAUGAUAAAAAUGCAGUGAUUUAUUUUUCAUGCCAAUAAAAUGUUUCAUAAUUCA
Xyrichtys novacula (pearly razorfish) is the source of this 9814-nucleotide messenger RNA. Lineage: Eukaryota; Metazoa; Chordata; Actinopteri; Labriformes; Labridae. The record is from the annotation of a GenBank genome assembly.